Messenger RNA from Astyanax mexicanus (Mexican tetra), 1780 nucleotides. It is a transcript of the gene spag6, whose product is annotated as sperm associated antigen 6. The record is from RefSeq and is a predicted model, not a curated record. Gene Ontology annotation, biological process: epithelial cilium movement involved in extracellular fluid movement; sperm axoneme assembly; filopodium assembly. Gene Ontology annotation, cellular component: axoneme; sperm principal piece; acrosomal vesicle. The transcript is spliced from 11 exons. Gene Ontology annotation, molecular function: microtubule binding. NCBI's taxonomy places the organism in Eukaryota, Metazoa, Chordata, Actinopteri, Characiformes, Acestrorhamphidae. The coding region runs from base 127 to 1650 and encodes 507 amino acids.
UGUCUCUCACUUCCGGGUGGUUGCCAUGCCAACUGUGGCCCGCCUUCUCUAAACAGAGGCAGAAGAAGAAGAUAGAUACAGAGAAAGUGUGCGGUUCUGAGUCCAGUCUCGGUUCUACAUAUAAAUAUGAGCCAACGACAAGUUCUACAAGUGUUUGAGCAGUAUCAGAAGGCUCGGACACAGUUUGUCCAAACAGUUGCAGACCUCGCUACAAGACCACAAAACAUCGAAACUCUCCAAAAUGCAGGUGUAAUGUCCCUCCUGAGGCCUCUACUGUUGGAUGCAGUUCCCACCGUUCAACAAACAGCAGCGCUGGCUCUUGGAAGGCUUGCCAAUUACAAUGAUGACUUGGCUGAUGCAAUAGUAAAGGCAGAUAUCCUUCCUCAGCUUGUCUAUUCACUGGCUGAGCAGAAUCGCUUCUAUAAGAAGGCAGCAGCAUUUGUCCUUCGAGCGGUUGCUAAGCACUCAGCGGAGCUGGCCCAGGCGGUGGUGGACUGUGGAGCUCUAGAUGCUCUUGUUGUUUCCCUGGAGGAGUUUGAUCCUGGAGUGAAGGAGGCUGCUGCAUGGGCACUGGGAUACAUUGCCCGACACAAUGCACAACUGGCUCAGGCUGUGGUGGAUGCUGGGGCAGUUCCUCUACUAGUGCUGUGCAUCCAGGAGCCUGAGAUUGCCUUGAAGAGGAUCGCUGCUUCUACUUUGAGUGACAUUGCUAAACACUCGCCUGAACUGGCACAAACAGUGGUAGACACAGGAGCCAUUGCCCAUCUGGCACAGAUGACCCUGAACCCGGAUGCCAAACUAAAGAGGCAAGUGUUCUCAGCACUUGGCCAAAUCUCAAAGCACUCAGUGGACCUGGCGGAGAUGGUGGUGGAGGCUGAGAUUUUCCCAGCUGUGCUAUCCAGCCUGAAGGACCCAGAUGAGUAUGUAAAGAAGAAUGUGACUACAAUGAUGCGGGAAAUCACAAAGCACACACCUGAGCUAUCGCAAAUGAUUGUGAAUGCUGGGGGUGUAGCAGCUGUGAUUGACUACCUCGGAGACUCCAGGGGGAACGUGCGCCUGCCUGGGAUUAUGAUGCUGGGCUACAUAGCUGCGCACUCUGAGAACCUCGCCAUGGCUGUCAUUGUUUCUAAGGGGGUGCCACAGUUGGCUAUUUGCAUGGCAGAGGAAUCAGAGGACCACAUCAAGGCAGCUACAGCUUGGGCGUUUGGCCAGAUUGGGCAACACACACCUGAGCAUGCACGAGCUGUGGCAGCAGCAAAUGUGCUGCCAAAACUCCUUAAUCUGUACCUGGACACACAGAGUUCUGAAGACCUGCAAGUCAAGGCAAAGAAGGCCUUAAAGAAUAUUCUUCAGAAGUGCACCUACCUUCCUGCACUGGAGCCCCUUCUCUAUGAAGCUCCCAGCAACAUCCUGAAACAUGUCAUCUGCCAGUUCAGCAAGGUCCUUCCACAUGACAGUAAAGCACGUCGUUUGUUUGUGACCAGUGGAGGCCUUAAGAAGGUGCAGGAAAUCAAAGCAGAACCUGGCUCUGCUCUGCAGGAGCACAUCAACGCGAUCAACAACUGCUACCCUGAGGAGAUAGUCAGGUACUAUUCUCCUGGAUACUCAGAAGUCCUGCUGGAGAGGGUAGAUAACUAUCAGCCUUCUUAAGAUAAACUUGUUUUUGCCCCUGGGACCUUGUGGAUGUGGAGCACUUUUUAGUUAACUUGUGUGUUUUACUUUAUGGAGUAUGUAAAUGGAACCAUAUGUGUCAAAAAGAAAUAAACUAUACACAAACCUG